AUGACCGCAUGGAUCAUCUCAUCCAAUAUCACAAUUCUUUUCAACAAAUGGCUUCUUGAUACGGCUGGGUUCAAAUACCCUAUAUUACUUGUAACAUGGCAUCUCGUUUUUGCCACCGUCAUCACCCAAAUAUUGGCCCGCACAACGACUUACCUCGAUAGCCGCCAUGAACUACCAAACAGCUGGGACUUUUACCUCACCACGGUUCUACCCAUCGGAAUCGUGUCAUCGGGGUCGCUGGUAGCCUCCAACUUCGUUUACUUGUAUUUGUCUGUGGCGGUCAUUCAAAUGCUAAAGGCGGCAUCGCCUGUUUCAGUCAUGCUUGUCUCAUGGUUAUUCGGCGUCAUGGAUCCAACCAUCGGAAAGAUUGCCAACAUUAUUGUCAUUGCUAUGGGCGUUGCAGUCGCGAGCGCGGGCAUGAUCGAGUUCUCGGUGAUUGGUUUUAUCUUCCAGAUGGGUGGACUUGCAUUUGAGGCUGUCAGAGUCGUUAUGACACAGGUCAUGCUUAACGGAGAGGGGUUGAAGAUGGAUGCCAUGGUCGGCCUUUACUACUACGCCCCUGUCGUCGCCGUCUUGAACCUUCUUGUGGCGUUCAUAAUCGAAGUGCCGCACUUUGAUGUGGCCGACUUCCAUCGAGUUGGGUUUCCCACGUUGUUUUUGAAUGCAGCUGUUGCGUUUACGCUUAACUUUACCAGCAUGGUUCUUAUUGGAAAAACAUCGGGGCUCGUCAUGUCCCUGUCGGGUAUAUUCAAAAACAUAUUACUUGUCAUUUGCUCUGUUCUUAUCUGGCAUGUGACGAUCACACCUAUACAGCUUCUCGGCUACAGCAUUACCCUUUGUGCUCUUGUCUACUAUGCAUUUGGCCAGGAGAGAAUAUACGAGGCCUACUUGGCUCUGAUACACUGGUCUUCGGAUGUGGCAAGGGAAGUGGCGUCCAAGAAUGGCGGGCCAAUAUGGUCCCGAAAAGGCGUUUUUGCAUUAUUGGGCCUUGUGAUGAUUUUUAUGACUGGCAUCAUGUUUAUUGCUCUCAAUAGAAUUCAGUCACCUUGA
Messenger RNA from Fusarium poae, 1050 nucleotides. RefSeq lists its product as uncharacterized. Bases 1 to 1050 code for a protein of 349 amino acids. Lineage: Eukaryota; Fungi; Ascomycota; Sordariomycetes; Hypocreales; Nectriaceae. Gene Ontology annotation, cellular component: trans-Golgi network; Golgi apparatus; endosome. The record is from RefSeq and is a predicted model, not a curated record. The transcript has 5 exons. Gene Ontology annotation, molecular function: antiporter activity.